AUGAAUCGUCAACAAAUAUCAGAACAAUUAAAAUUAAUGAUAACUGAAUUACCACCAAAAUUACAAGAACGUUUUGAAAAAGAUGAUCUAAUAGAAAAAUUAAUAACAAUAUCGUUGGAUAAAAAUAUAUUUGAUAUUGUUAAUAAUCUUCAAGAAACUCAAGCACGGACUGAAAAAACUUUAUUUAAUGAACGACAAAAAAUAAUUAAACAAGCUAAAGAACAAGAAACUGAUCUUACUCGAAAACAUUCAGAAGAUGAAGCUCGUUGUGCGGAUAGACCACAACAUUUAAAUCUACUUCAAGCAGCAAAUAAACGCGAAUAUGAAGCUUUUGUUAAACGAGUAGCUGAUGAACAACAACGUUUUGAUAUGAAAAUAGUUUUAGAUCUUGAUCAAAAAAUGUUAGAACAACAAACAAGAUUAGAAAAAGCUGGUGUAUCGUGUAUGCAUGCUACAAAUAAACCGCAAGAUGUACGUCUACAAAUGUUUAUUAUCGAGUUUAUUCAACGAAUAGGAAAACAGCAACAUAUUUCUUCUAUAACAGAAAAUUCUAAUUAG
Molecule: messenger RNA, 558 nt
Organism: Adineta steineri
Lineage: Eukaryota; Metazoa; Rotifera; Eurotatoria; Adinetida; Adinetidae
Source: the annotation of a GenBank genome assembly